This is a messenger RNA of Anopheles stephensi (Asian malaria mosquito), 831 nucleotides long. Its product is annotated as fibrinogen-like protein 1. The transcript has a single exon. The record is from RefSeq and is a predicted model, not a curated record. NCBI's taxonomy places the organism in Eukaryota, Metazoa, Arthropoda, Insecta, Diptera, Culicidae. The coding region runs from base 1 to 831 and encodes 276 amino acids.
AUGCUGCUUUCUUACUACUCUGUCUGCCUGCUGCUGCUAGCAGUCCUUUCCACUGCAGAGCAAGAAGAUCUUACCAGCAGCCCAUCGGCGGAGCUAGCUGCUGUUCGGCUCAAGGACAUUCAGGAGCAGUUAGUGCAGCUAAAAUCAAAACUAAACACACUUACCUCCCAAAUGGCAAUUCUCCUCGAUCGUGAACAAUCCUGUGAUAACCGUCGUACUGUGAUAACCGACUGUAGUGAAGUUAGUUCCGAUGGGUCCGGCAUUUUUCCGCUACGAAUCUGUUCCGAACCCACGUACAACGUGUACUGCAACCAAUCCUUCGAGGGUGGCGGCUGGAUGGUGAUCUACGACCGCCAUGAUGGACCAAAAAACGCCACAUUUAAUCAACCGUGGGAUUCAUACAAGCGUGGUUUUGGUCAGCCGGAUGGAGAACAUUUCAUCGGACUCGAUCGUUUACACUCCCUCACGUACGGUUCGUCGUAUGAGAUUGCAUUCCUCCUGUCGUCGCCCAAUGGCGGUGAAGCGGUUGGCAUUUACGAUCACUUCGAGGUCGACAAUGAGCGGGAUCGUUUUCCGAUCCGGAGCAUCGGUUCCGCGCGAGGAAGUAUGCGGCUUUUCGCGGACAACAACCAACAACAACUGUACCGAUUCCAAACGUACGAUCGUAACAAUUUGCAUCCCCUUGCGCGUGCUACAAUGGUGGAGGAGGAAUGUGCUUUUUGGUUUGUAGAUAUGCCGCACAGCCAUGAUAGUGUUUCGUUUGCACAGUUUUGUGCCAAUCUGCGGAGAUUGAAGAUCAUGAUAAGAAAGCUUCCCACAGACAAGGUUUAA